Molecule: messenger RNA, 498 nt
Organism: Schistocerca nitens (vagrant locust)
Lineage: Eukaryota; Metazoa; Arthropoda; Insecta; Orthoptera; Acrididae
Exons: 1
Molecular function (GO): protein dimerization activity
Source: RefSeq, a predicted model, not a curated record
AGCGAUGAAUCAAGUGCUAUCAAAAUUGUGAAAGAAGUUUUUACAGAUACAUUGUCUCUAAACUUUGCAUUCAUCAACGCCAAUUUUUCAGUGAUAUCAAAAGCCAUCAAACUACUGGAAGCUGUUGGCACUCAGCUAUGUGAGGCCCUGAGUAUUGUGCAACAUGUGCAGAGUGCGUUGGGUCGGGCUCGUGGUCAUGUGUCUGACAAAGUGAAAACCAAAUUUCAAAGUGUUCUCCAACGGAAUGCUGGAUAUUCUACACUGUGCAAAAUUAGUAUUAGUGUUUCAGGGAAUGCCGCAACAUUUGAAGACACUGAAACAAAGCUUAACUCCAGUGACCUGGCUGCCUUCAAAUACGCUCCAGUGACGUCUUGUAAAGUAGAGAGGAGCUUUUCCAGGUACAAAACUAUCCUCAGCGACAACCGUAGAUCUUUGACAAUGGAAAACCUGAAAAUGCACCUUGUGAUCCACUGCAACUUAGCAGAUACUGAAGAUUGA